AUCUGGCAACCUAAAUUGCUACGAGUUUUAAAUGUAAAUAUAAACACACGUGUGUUAAGUUCGAAGGAAUGCUAACAUAAACAAUUUUAUCUUGCAGCAUAAACCAGUAAAAACUCUCUUUAGCUUCAUUGUGAGUCAAAUAAAUGCCAAUGAUUUAGAAAUAUCAUCUUAUUUUUUUUAGUAAUAUGGCAUUUCAUAGAGCUAAUAAAAAUAGACCAAGAGAAGAAUCUUCAAAAGUUCCUGUCCCAGUGUUUCGAGAAGUAUUCCAAAUAAAAAAGAAGCAUCAUCGAGAUCCACGGUUUGAUGAUUUAUCGGGAUCUUUCAAUAGCGAAGAAUUUGAAGAAAAUUAUUCAUUUAUUAAUGAUAUCAAAAAAAGGGAGAAAGAGGAACUCGAAAAAGAAUUGAAAACUGUUGGUGAUAAUGAAGAAAGAAGAAAACAAAUUUUGUAUCUUUUACAGAGAAUGAAAAAUCAAGAAAAGACCAAAAAGUUGCUUGAGCAACAGAAGGCUGAGCGUGAAAAGGAACGAGAAGAAAUUAUGGAAGCAGCCAAAAGUGGAAAGAAGCCUUAUAUUCCCAAAAAGUCGGAAAUAAAGAAGAAGAAGCUAAUUGAAUCUUAUCAAGCUUUGAAGAAAAGUGGAAAACUUGAGAAAUAUUUGGAAAGAAAGAGAAAGAAGCAAUUUUCUAAAGAUACAAAACGAUUUUAUAAAUAAAUGUACAUAAUUUUGAAUUAGAUCUAAAUAUAAAAAUUAUUAGCACAA
Molecule: messenger RNA, 758 nt
Organism: Argiope bruennichi
Lineage: Eukaryota; Metazoa; Arthropoda; Arachnida; Araneae; Araneidae
Product: ribosomal RNA processing protein 36 homolog
Exons: 5
Coding region: 186-710 (174 amino acids)
Biological process (GO): maturation of SSU-rRNA from tricistronic rRNA transcript (SSU-rRNA, 5.8S rRNA, LSU-rRNA)
Cellular component (GO): nucleolus; 90S preribosome
Source: RefSeq, a predicted model, not a curated record